This is a messenger RNA of Morchella importuna, 861 nucleotides long. RefSeq lists its product as uncharacterized. The record is from RefSeq and is a predicted model, not a curated record. Bases 1 to 861 code for a protein of 286 amino acids. NCBI's taxonomy places the organism in Eukaryota, Fungi, Ascomycota, Pezizomycetes, Pezizales, Morchellaceae. The transcript is spliced from 3 exons.
AUGCCGCGCGCAACCCGCCAAAGCACAAAAGCCACCCCGACCUCUUUCACCUCACCCCCGUACCCGCCGCCCAAAUCCAAACGCAAAUCCAACUCCUCCAUCUCCUCCACCUCCACAACCAGACCCCGCACUACUACUGAUCCCCGUAAUACUACUAAACCCACGAAACCCCGCCCCCGCCCCCGCCCCCGCGCACUAAUGCACAAAUCUACAGUCCGCUGCACCGCCGCCAGCCUAAGCUGCCAGAAGGACUUCCACCGGAGCACGCACAAGGCGGCGCGCGCGGCGAUGCUGCGGUAUCUGUGGCGGUAUGGGAUAAGAUCUAGGGAACGGCGGAGGCUGGCUGAGGAGGAGGAGGGGGAUGAUGAUGAUGGGGAUGGUGAGGAGGAGGGGGAGGAGGAAGAGGAGGGGGGGCAAGAUACCAUUGCCAUAAAACCCGAGCCGCAAGAAGCCGAAGCAGGCAUCCCCGCCAUCAAAGCCGAACCACCAGAAGACUCCCCAGUGCCAAAAGAAGAGAGCCCCUCCUCAGAAGCAUCAGCAGAGCCGCACCACAACACAGCCAAGCAAGGACCCAAAACAGAAAGAAGAAGCCCCACCGCCGACGACGACCCCGAAGACGACGACGACGACGACGAAGCAGAAGCCACACCCUGGCACCCCCAAGAAGAAGAAACCCACACGCCGCACAGCCCCGCCAGCAGAGCCGCGCGCCUCGCCUCCGAGAGGGAGGAGAAGCGGCUGCUAAAGAUUGCGUUUGACGAUGUGCGCACCUGGACGCCUAUGACGCGGAUCCGAAGGUGGAUUAUGAUGCUGAGGCUGAAGAGCGUAAGAAGGCGAAACGGGAUGGGAAGAGGGAUUUGA